Molecule: messenger RNA, 2784 nt
Organism: Mytilinidion resinicola
Lineage: Eukaryota; Fungi; Ascomycota; Dothideomycetes; Mytilinidiales; Mytilinidiaceae
Exons: 4
Coding region: 1-2568 (855 amino acids)
Source: RefSeq, a predicted model, not a curated record
AUGCUAGAAAAGAGCGCGGAAGGCCCACCACCAUCUCCGGAAGGACAAGUAGAGGAUUCUCACGAACAUAGUACGACGGGCUACGGUGGGCCAGAUUCCGGACAGUCUGUGCGGAUGGGCAGUCCAGAUGGCCAGACCGGGGAACAGGAAAGCAAUGAGGUCUCCGCGAGAGCAGAGUCAACGUCGGACCCACGUGUUGCAGGAAAUGAGGGCGAUGCGCCGCCUCUGCCUACAGGAUAUCCUAGAGUCGACCUAGAGGAAGACAGGAGAGAGGUUCUAGGUGACCAGACCGUCGAUGAUGUACCGCCCUCCCGUUCAUCAUCGCCCGCCAGCGAUGGGGAAGAGGAGGCGCAGGAGGACAGCAAUGACACUACAUGGUCUACGCUUGAAGAACCGAAUGAGUCAGAAGUCGUCAACCAAAGCCUCGUCAACGCCCCAGAGAGGGCUGAGCAGGUGGACGCGAACAGCACCGACCCAGAUACGCUCCAAGCGACCGAAGACCCAUCCAGUGAAACCUUGGCUCAGGUGCUGAUCAGCUACGACAUUGAGGAGGCGGAUGCACUAAGAUACAUAGGAUUUACCGUGCCGGACAGCGAAGUGGAAACCUUGGCAGCCCGUCUACUCUCGUUGGAGACGCGGCAAGAGGAGCUAGAUAUAGUCGCAGAUCGUAUACAGAGGAGGAUGCAGAGGGAUUUUGAGGAAGAUUUGGCGAGGAAGGCGCGAACACGGUGCGACUCCUUUGAGAUGGAAUUGGAAUCGGAAGACGAAGGCGAUCCUGGGGAAGAUGGGUUGGAAAACUUGGGGGAUGAGGAGGAGGAUGAUGAGGGGCUUCCGGAUCGUGGUGAUGGUCAAGGUGUAGAGGUAGGCGAGGAAGAGAAAGAAGACGAGGCACCAUUGGACGAUGUCGAAGAAGGUAAGACGAUAUCACAUGCCGUCGGCCGUGCGAACAUGACGCACGGACGUUGUUUAGAGAUGUUGACGAUGAAGGACAGCCCCACAUCAACGAACCCUUCUCGCCAUAUCAAAUUUCUCGCCUUGGUUCUGCAUGUUAUCUGUAAGCUUUCCCCCUCCAUCUCGCCCUCUCUAAUUCAACUUCCUCUCUGCCGUCCUUAUCCGCUCAUCACUCAAUCAACCCCUGCGAGGAUGGUAGAACUCCAGUCACCACCACCAAAGCACGAGGACGCAGCCGACACAUGUGAUACGCGCGAGCAGCCGCCAGAUCACUCCGGAGGAACCGCAGCUCACCAUCAACCCAAGAUGGGCGCCUUCAUGUCCAUACUCAACCGCACGGCAGAGAAGACAGCCGAGCAGCCCGGUGAUGGUGCAUACACUGUGUUUUCUUCGCAGGGCCCAGUCAAGCGCCAGACCUGGCGUGAGACUCUUUGGUGGCAGCCAGCUACGGCCGAACCUAAAGAUGUGGAAACUGCACUCCCAACGCAGCAAGAUGCUGAGGAGCCCAUCCCGUCUGAGAGUCGCUCCGAACAAGGAGCCAUUGCCGUUUACGAAAACAAGGGUAAUGAUACUGAGGCCACACCGCCCAAAUCACAGACCAGCGAAGAUGAAACCUUGGUCCAGGACAACAAAGAGAACGUAGUGCCUCCACGUACAGUGAAUGAUACUGAAGCGGAAGCCACAUCGACCGAGAACUCCGCCGAGCACGAAGGUGUCGAUCAAGCCAAGGAGGAUCCAUUCCGGUACCCGCUUCCCCAGCCGGACGGGUCUACGUCCGCCCCGACUCAUCCCAAUCAGCACCAUCCGUUCGAUGAAGCUGGCGACUUGACAGACCUACCGGAGGACAACUCCGCCCAGAACCAAGACACCGAGUCAUACGACUAUAUCUAUGUCGCUGUUGGUCCCGCAGGUGGACGUAUGGCAUCCUGGGAUAAACGUGGAAGCGAUACCCGUUACGUGAGGGUCCCAAAGGAUCCGCUCUUCGAUGCCCAAAUUGCAGCAAUGAUUCAAGACACAGGAGUUUCAUGGUUCGAGGCAGUUGAGGCACUGUUCACUUUUGAAGGGAAGGUGAUGGUGAUAAAGCCCUUCCACGAACACGAAGAUUCUGGAGGGUAUGACUUUCCGCAGCCAGAUGGACCCAAGUCGGACCCCCUUCCUCGCGCCGUCCCGAUCGAUGCCGAGGGCAAGCCCAUCCCGCCCGGAACGAGUCUCAACCUGCCGGCUCGAGUGGCAACGAAACUGGAGCAUCUAGAUCCUGUGCUCCAAGUGCAGGUCGUAGAACUCAUGGAACAAUGCGAUAUAUCUCUACAAGAAGCGCUGGAACUCGUGCUUGGCGGUGAUACAGAGAGCAAGGAAAAGGCAGCCGCAGACCGCAAGCAGCAAGAGAUUCGCGAGGCACAUGACAUAGAUGCACUCGCAAAGGAGUAUGACAGAGAAGACGAUGAGUGGUUGUACGACGAAUCCUACAACGGAUACGACACUGCUGUUGAAGGUCCCGAGCAGAGCAUCGACGGUGAUACCGAGGGAGGUGGAAGCGAUGAUGAGAAGGAGGACGAUGCCAAAGCAGAUUCCCUCUACUCAAUGUCGGAUCAUGAGGAUGGUGGAGUUCUCUUGUAGGGGUACUCGACUGUAGGAAUCGGUGAUCAGUCGUGUACUUGCUAGACGAGACUUGGCUUGGGUUAGUAUCUGUAUUCUGCGGUUUUGAAGCGAUCACGACGCAAAGUAUUCGCAAAACCUGGAUUAGAUGGGGACCUGUAUCACCACUUCAUGGUUUUGCUAAGGAUUGUUACUUCAUAGCAUGACAUCUUGUAAUUCAUAAACUAAACAGUCUCC